UAUUGUUACAAUAUUACUAUGUGUGUUAUAAUACUAGAGCGAUGUUGGACAUCAUUGGGCAGAGAGAAGAGGGGAGGAAAAGGCUGUUUACACAGACUGCAAACCGCCUGGGGAAUAAUGCAGGAAAGGAAGUGAGCCGGCUCUCUGUCUGACUGCUCCAACUUCCUGCGAAAUCAGGAUCUCAUUACAGAGAAACAGAGCAGUUCAGACGACAGUAAGAAUGGAAAACAAGGGGAUUUUACAAUAUUCUUUUUAAAAGUGUUAUCGAAGAGACAUACAUCACAGGUCUGGUUAUGGAGAGUGCUAUCACACUGUGGCAGUUCUUGCUUCAGUUGCUUUUAGACCAGAAACACGAGCACCUCAUCUGCUGGACGUCCAACGACGGGGAGUUCAAGCUCCUAAAGGCAGAGGAGGUGGCCAAACUGUGGGGACUUCGCAAAAACAAGACCAACAUGAACUACGACAAACUUAGCAGGGCGCUCCGUUACUACUAUGAUAAGAACAUUAUCAAAAAGGUGAUCGGACAAAAGUUUGUAUACAAGUUUGUCUCGUUCCCUGAAAUCUUAAAAAUGGACCCGCACACAGUGGAGCUGGGCAGAGAGAGCAUGUUGUUACAGGACAGUGAUUCUCUGAGUCUGGAGACCAAAGAGCACCAAACCCUUUCCGCCUUGAGAAACACCGGCCGCAACGACUAUAUCCACUCAGGUCUCUACUCCUCCUUCACAAUCAACUCACUACAGAAUCAGGCAGAGGUUUUCAAAUCAAUAAAAAUGGAGAAGCAAGACGAGAAAUCGGAUGACAAGCUGCAGGGGGAUGAGACGCGGACUGUAAUCCGCUUUGUAACAAACAAAACAGAGAAGCAUGUGACGUUGCCGGUGGUUUCCAUGCCAUCCUCUCCUAUGUCAGCUGAGGCCGUGGCUUCUGCAGCUUUCUUGACAUCCUCUGCCUCUGCCAAAGCUUCACCAACUUUGAUGUCGGCUCACACCACAAACUUCUCCUCUCCCUCCCCUAGUUCUUUCCUGUCAGGAUACAGGAGCCCCAACUCGGAGGCAGAUGACUUGGAACUCUCUUCCCAGCCUCUGAACCUUUCUGCCAGCCACAAGGCCAGGUCCCCUCAACUGUUUGAGAAGAGGAAUAGCAACGGCCUUCCCCCAAAGGCCAAGAAACCCAAAGGCCUGGAGAUCUCAGCCUCUUCUUUACUAUUCUCAGGCACUGAUAUCGGCUCUAUUGCCCUCAACAGCCCAGCACUUCCCUCAGGGUCUCUGACACCAGCCUUUUUCACUGCACAGACACCUACAGGGUUGUUGUUAACCCCCAACCCAUUAUUAUCCAGUAUUCACUUCUGGAGCAGCUUAAGCCCUAUGGCUCCUUUAAGUCCUGCCAGGCUCCAAGGAACAAGCUCUUUAUUUCAGUUCCCUUCCUUGUUAAACGGUCACUUACCGAUGCCAGUUCCUGCGAUGGAUGGGUCUUCUUCACCAAUGCUGCUUUCUUCUAAUGGUCAGAAAUCCUAACUUUGCCUGAGUGAAUGCCUUAACCAAAGACAGCGUUCUUUUUUGUGAAAUGCAAAUCACUUUUGGUUUUGCACAUUUACAGAUACUUAAUUUUUUUUUUUUAAGGAUUUGUGUAAGAAUAUUGUUAAAUCUUUUUGAUAAACACCUUACUGUUUUAAGUGUUAAACAUUAGGAAAUGGUGUUCCUUCUACUAUUUUGUUUAAGGUUUCCAUUGGCGGCUGUGAAUCGAUGUUGCUUGUCCGUUUUUAAUUUUUUAUUGUAUGCACUGUGCUUUUAAUGUUAUUACCGGCUGUGCCUUCCCAUGUAUACAAUUAAAUGUAUCAUGUAAAUGUAUUCUUUUUCAGCUUUAAGAAACAAUUACAAAGACGAGAUUCCAGUACAGUAUAAAGGCUCUAUAAUGGCUAUCAAUUACUAUUUUCAUAAAGGAAUUGAUAAAAUGUAUUCUCAUAUUAAUUUUGUGGUUUAACAGUGUAGAAAAUAUGCCUUAUAUAUUUGUUGUAUAAAUAAAAAUGUAGCAUGGAAUGUUACAUUAAAAAUAAAGAGUUGGCCUUUUUUUAUAACCGUGUUUGUGUGAUGCACUAAUCUUACACAAAUCCUCAGUAAAUCAUAUAAAGUGCUUACUGAAAUCAGAUCUGUCAGUGCAAGUGCUUUAUAAAACAAGGUUGAAGUUCUGUGUGCACAUGUUAAGGUACUUGCAUUAACUCGGGCUGAUGUACUUGCACAGAUGGCUCCAGUUGCAAGGAAGAAUGACACUGACAAUCUACUACUUUUAUCCCUCUAUAAAUGUCCAAUGUUAUUUUGAAAGCUAUUUUUGUGCAUAUGUAAAAAUUACACUAGAUUUACUUCAAGUACACAAUCUAUUAAAACGAGUUGUUAAUAUUCUGCGUUUGGUCCCCAUAUUUCAUAGCAUAUCUACACAAUGCAGGUUAUACAAUAAGCCUCCACAUUAAUGGUAAGAUCAUGUAGUUUUUAUACUUGAAAAAAGUACAAUAUUAAUACAUUACUGUCAAACAUCACAGCAGUUUGUUAAGCCUACAAUUUCAAUUUGAAAUCUUUUUUUUUUGUUUUUUUUUUUACAUAUACAAAUGCUGAAAAAGAGUAGUGGUCCAAUGCAUAUCAUUACACAAUAAACUGUUUUUUUUGUUUGUUUUGUUUUUUAGCAAAAUUCCAAUUGAAACCUUUGUUUUUAGCAAAAAAACACAAUAUACUAAUAAAACACAUUUACCCCAACAUGCCACGAUCACAAUUCACAAAUAAAGUUAAAAUGUAACAUACAACAUUCUCUUAAUACUGUUAAAUAACUACAUGGUUUUAUAUUCAUAAGCAGAAAUGGUAGGACCCCUGAAUGCGUUUACAGUGAAUGCUAGAAAUGAACUCUCAAAACUGUGUUUAUCCCUAUAAGUGAUCAGACAUUUCAGAUGCACUAAACAAUUCAAUUCUUAAAGGCAAAUAAAUGCAUACAAAUUACUGCUGCCAAGGCGUACUUAAUACUCACCGAGUUGCAUUAGCAAGGUAGGGAAAUUAUUACAAAAUGAAGAAGAAAUGACAUGCAACAGUUCAGAAAGGUACAUCUCAUUCUCUUCUAUAGAGGUUAAUUAAGUAAGCUGAUCACAUCUUGUCAUACUCAAUCUUGAUACCCAUUGUUAUUACCAUGUUCCAGUGUAUUCUUAAACUGUGUGCUUCACCUGUUUAGGAAAGGUGCAAAAAUAUUGGAAUGAUGUAAAACCAAGCAUGGGGAGUUUCUUAUUUAAUUGUUUCUCAGGGGUUUCCCUAAAUAAAAUCUAGGUAUUUUUAUGGUUUGAGACCUACUGUUAGUUUUUUUUUGUGAAAAUCUCCCUAAUUACUUAAAUAAAUACACAUACUUGUUGAUCAAAAUGCAGUUGAACCCUAUCAGAAGACCAACACUUUCUGGAUAUAGAGCACUGUUUCCAUUUAGAAUACAUCCAUACAUUCAUUCAAAUGAAAACUGCAUGUAUGAAGAAAACUGAAGAAAAAAUUAGGAUUCAUACACAUGUGUGUGCCAAGUACAGAAGGAAGGUUGGUAGGCAUGGUCCAUGAAUUCACUUUCUGUAGCCAAGCAAUGCUGACACUAGAAUUUAAAAAACACCCCC
Acipenser ruthenus (sterlet) is the source of this 3622-nucleotide messenger RNA. Its product is annotated as ETS domain-containing protein Elk-3-like. Gene Ontology annotation, molecular function: DNA-binding transcription factor activity, RNA polymerase II-specific; sequence-specific DNA binding. The transcript has 5 exons. Gene Ontology annotation, cellular component: nucleus. The record is from RefSeq and is a predicted model, not a curated record. Lineage: Eukaryota; Metazoa; Chordata; Actinopteri; Acipenseriformes; Acipenseridae. Bases 294 to 1511 code for a protein of 405 amino acids. Gene Ontology annotation, biological process: regulation of transcription by RNA polymerase II; cell differentiation.